This is a messenger RNA of Sodiomyces alkalinus F11, 774 nucleotides long. RefSeq names its product Triosephosphate isomerase. Lineage: Eukaryota; Fungi; Ascomycota; Sordariomycetes; Glomerellales; Plectosphaerellaceae. The transcript has a single exon. Gene Ontology annotation, biological process: glyceraldehyde-3-phosphate biosynthetic process; gluconeogenesis; glycerol catabolic process. Gene Ontology annotation, molecular function: triose-phosphate isomerase activity. The record is from RefSeq and is a predicted model, not a curated record. The coding region runs from base 1 to 774 and encodes 257 amino acids. Gene Ontology annotation, cellular component: cytosol.
AUGACGUCAACCCAACCCCCCAGGAGAAGAAUCCUCGGCUUCUCAACAAAAAUGUACUUCUCCCACGCCCGCACGAAAUCCUACCUCUCCUCCAUCCUCCCCCACCUCACCGCGGAACAAAACGCCCAAUCCGUCUCCUCCCUCGACCUCUUCAUCAUCCCCGACUUCCUCUCCCUCCCCUCCGCCGUCUCCCAAACCCGCGGCUCCCCACUGCUCGUCGGCGCCCAGGACUGCCACUGGGACGACACCGGCGCCUUCACCGGCGAAAUAUCCCCCGCCGUCCUAGCCGAAGUGGGCGUCCGCAUCGUCGAACUGGGCCACGCGGAGAGGAGGCGGCUCUUCGGCGAGACGGACGAGUCUACUGCCCGCAAAGCCGCCGCCGCGGCACGGAACGGCCUGAUCCCGCUGGUCUGCGUGGGGGAGGUUUCGCGCGGGUCGGUCGACGAAGCGGCCCGGGAGGUCGCGGGACAGGUGGAGGUUGUGAUGCGGGCUGUGCCGCGGGACAAGGAGGUCGUGUUGGCGUACGAACCGGUUUGGGCUAUUGGGGCUGCGGAACCUGCGGCGGCGGACCAUGUUGUUGGUGUGGCGACGAGGUUGCGUGCUUUGAGCUGUGUUGCGGACCGGCGGGGGCCCGUGAGGAUCGUGUAUGGGGGGAGUGCUGGCCCUGGGACAUUUGCCAAAUUGAAGGAUGGGCUGGAUGGGUUGUUCCUGGGGCGGUUUGCGCAUGAUCCGGAGCAGUUCUGGAAGACGAUUCAGGAGGUGGCUACGGCGUAG